This is a messenger RNA of Chelmon rostratus (copperband butterflyfish), 5138 nucleotides long. It is a transcript of the gene gimapl, whose product is annotated as GTPase IMAP family member 9. The record is from RefSeq and is a predicted model, not a curated record. Bases 105 to 908 code for a protein of 267 amino acids. Gene Ontology annotation, molecular function: GTP binding. NCBI's taxonomy places the organism in Eukaryota, Metazoa, Chordata, Actinopteri, Chaetodontiformes, Chaetodontidae. The transcript has 2 exons.
GCUUGUCACGUCUGUCGUCAGGUAGGAGGAAGUCCUCGUCCGGCUAACUAGCCUCCCAAAGACAAAUAAUACCUGAAUAAAACCACGACCAGGACUAAAACAAUAUGGAAGCGAAUAGACCAGUUCAGACAGCAGGCGGAGACGUCACUAGACCAGAAGAGGAGGCCAGAAAGACUGCAGCCAGGGCAGCUCACCACCUGCCCGAAGUUCGUCUGGUGGUGCUGGGCUGGAGGUGGCCGGGGAAGAGCCUGACCGGAAACACUAUCCUGGGCCGAGAGGAGUUUCGCUUGGAGCGAGCAGCCGAGUUCUGUGUCAAGAGACAGACAGAGGUGCAGGGGCGGCAUGUGACUGUGGUUGACACUCCAGGAUGGUUCUCCGCCCAGGAUACGCCAUCCUCCUACAAACAGGAGCUAGUGAGGGGAGCAUCUCUCUGCCCUCCAGGUCCUCACGCCUUCCUGCUCGUCAUCCCUGUGGGCAUGUUCACAGAGGUGGACCGGGCUCGCAUCGAGGAACAUGUGAGCCUCUUUGGCGAGCAUGUGUGGAAGCAUACCAUUGUGGUUUUCAGCUGGGCAGAGGUGUUGAGGACCAUUUCAAUCGAGAGGUACAUCCGCAGGGAGGGCAAGGAGCUGCAGUGGGUGUUGGAAAAGUGUAAGCGAAGGUACUUUGUCAUUAAUAACUGCAUAUUCGGGGAGCAUCCCCAGGUGGGACGCUUGCUGGAAAGAGUGGAGAAGAUGGUGGCAGAGGAUGGGAGCUACUACAACCCAGAGGAGGUGGAGAAAGAGAAGAAACCUCUGGAUGAGAACCAGAAUCCAGCCAGGGAGGCGCGGGAGCUGGGGGCACGGCCCAAACAGAACUCUGGGCUGGGUUUGUCAAAAGCUAUGGAGGUGGAGCCGCUUUCCAGUGAGUGAUGUGUUCAUCUUGGCUCAUGUGAAAGUCAAAGUGAAUUUUAGUAUGUUGUGAGUUCCUUCAACAACUUUUCUGUUAAGCAAAUAUUAUAAUUAAAGCCUCUGUGUAAUGAAUUUGAGACUUUAAAGUGGCUGGAAUCAAUAUUAUUAUGUUAACAAUGGACUACGACUACUAAUAAGUGAAAGUGGUCUCUUGUUGUGAUGAACUCACACAAAAUCAUCACCUGUCUCUGCAGCUCCCCUCAGCUCUACCAAGCUUUACAGCAUCUUUCAUCUUAUUAUUUUGUUUUUCCGGCCCACAUCUUAGAGAUUGUCUGUCUCAUCAGAGCGCUUUGUAUGAGAGCAGUGACAGUCGCAGCACAUAGAACCAAAACAAUGAGCUAAAAUGCUCUGCAGAGCUGGGAGGAGCUACAGAGUCAUUUCUAGCCAUUAUGAAUGACAUCAUUCACAUUCCCCACUAUAAUAAAAGUGAUAUGACUUUAGUUUACAACCCCCAGUCGAAAAAGCUGGGACGCUGUGUUAAACAUUAACAAAACAGAUUGUGAUAACUUGCUUAUCCCUUUUGACAUAAACUCAAUGUAAAACAAUACAAAUACAAUACAGUUAAUGUUUUACCUCAUCAGCUUCAUUGCUUUUUGUAAAUAUCUGCUUAUUCGAAACUGUUAUGCAGCAUCACAACUUUUUGGGGUCGGGGUUGUAGCUAAACGCAUGUGAAUUAAGAUCGUAUUUUGCAGCUGUUGUCAUAAUGCAUUUUUGUGAUUCUAGAUUAACAGGACACUCUUGGCUGAAGGACCGUCUAAACCACAACUAACAGAGCCUCUGCCUUAAUGUACCGACGGCAAAGCUGCUUAUGUGAUGAGACAGAAAAGGGUAAAUAACAGAAAUGUUACUGAAUGUAUAAACCAGUGUGAUUUAUUUAUUUUUUCAAUCAGACAUGUUACCGUGUGUUUGAGUUGUGUGCAUUCUUUACGAUGCAGUAUAUUUUAAUUGUGAUGAGGCCUUUUUUUCAUGCUGUCCAAAGAUUUAUACUCCCCUGUUUUAACAUAAAAUGAUAUUUUGAACUUAAAUUAGGGGGCUGUUUGUAGGUUUGUAAGUGUCUUGAGGGUUGUGUGAUGGGAUGGAUUUAAUUUAAUGUAAACAAGGAAGCACAGGCUGUUACACAGGUAACAUCUUUUCUAAACCCAGUGUGUACUGAAUGCUCCUUUUUCAGGGUGGAUACCAAUUUAAGAGCUGCACUAGUAAAUUGUUACUAUAAUAUUCUGUCAAUGGCUGUUGAGGGAAUUGCUUAUUUAACGAUUCCCAUUUGUUGUGACCAAACUGUAAAUGCUUUUCUCUUGUUGUAAUGUUUAUUACACUCUCACUGUACUGUUAAAAAGCACUUGAGCAGUUAUUGAUUUUUUUUGUCUUUUGCCUUAAAGAAUUGAUUUGGUUUCCCUUAAAUGGAUCUGUCAGCUGUUUAUGUCACUUUGUGGCAGAGGGAUCUGCUUGAGGCAAGGAUGGGCCAUGUAGCAUGUAGAGCUGCAACGAUGACUCGAUGGACAAAAAAAUAAAUUUGCAUGACAUUUUAUUGCUCAAACGAUUCGUCAGAUAACUGCAAAAAUAUUCUGCAGAUUAAUCAUUAGAAUAGUUCGAUGCAGAUUGUGUUUUUUGCUGCUGAGCCGACCUGAUAAGGCCUCCACACAGAUGCACUCUUUUCAAUUAAUCAGAGAAAGAAUCCAUUUAGUUUGGAAGUCAGUGCAGAGGUGCUUGAAAGGUGACUCUCUCAGUACAAUACUUGUUUAGAGGGCACCUUCUCUACUUUCCUACAGUUUAAAGUUGGCGCUGUGUGACUGUGCUUUAUGGUCUCAGUGAUCAAAGUGUUAGUGGCAGCUAUUUCUACAGGACAUCAGAGGUUUCUCGGGGGGUAUACAGGGGACCUAAUGAAGGGAGUCAGACAUUUCCAUUCAGGAAAAACUACACAAGGACAUAGGCAUUGUUGUUGUCUUCCUUUAUGAAACCACCCUUUGAACCGUUUGCUGAAGUGCUUCUCUAUGAUAUCCACUGUCUUAUUGGCUGUUGCUCAGAGAGCUCUGAGUUGUAGAUGGUUACAGGUCUGAGCCGUGUGACUGAGACUUUCUUAAAAAGUCCUACAUAGUUCCUAAAUAUCCCUUUGUAAAGAAUUUCUACGUGGUUGUCACAUCUUUCUAAUUACCCUGUGGAGUUUUGUGAAUACUAGCAGCACUUUGGACCAGUGACAGAUGGUUGGCAGUGGUAACGUGUGAGCAAACAGGACGACGUGCCAACAAAGGUAGUGCAGAAGAAGACGGCUCGUGAGCAGACAGGUUUAAGCUAACGUUAACUUAGAAGAGGAAAUGUCAUAUUUCCACCAUGUUUUCUGCAUUGUUUUUCACUAUUUGAGGUUCAACUAGCGCUCUCAGAUGUCAUCUUGUUGUGCCCUCUUCUUCUGGUCUUAUGGUUUCCAGACUACAGAAUUGGUGCCACCUACUACUUUUCUCAAUGAACCUCCUUAUUAUCGCAUAACUACGGUGGAUGGAAACGAGUAUUCAUUCACAUUUUCUUCUGCUCAUUCUCUCAGAAUUCGGUUAAAAUUUGGCACACAUUUGAAUGGAAGCACUAAAUGUAAACAUAACUUUUGUUUGUUUACAAGAAAACUCCACUGGGCACCUUUGGGGUUAUAGAAUAAUGGAAAUCUUGUUGAAAACGGGUGUAGUCUUUGGAUUCCAGCAGACUCUGCGAGACCCAAACCUUCCAACUCUUCGUUAUGUGUUCUGUCUUCAGAUUGCAGUGGGCCUGAGCUUGGUGAAAUACUGGCAUGUUCUACGGGGGAAUAGCUACGUUAAGGACUCUUCUGUAGACAGCCAGCUGGGAAUCAUGUAGCUCCUCUUCCAGCAGAGUCAGCUGCUCUGGACAGACCCUCAAAUCUACCAUGAGGAGGCGUGUCACUGUUUGCUUUUUUUGUAGGCCCUAGAUAGCUCAGUUGUCUUUUGUUAGCCACACUGAUCACCAGAUUACUACUGUACUGUUACACCACCAAAACAGCCCAGUUUAAUCACUCCAGCCCUACUGCCUGUGUGUCUGUUUAUGCCAUAAACUUUAUGGGGCCAUUAUAGGACUGGCCUAGCUGCACAAAGUAUAAACAGGUCAUAAAUCUUUGCCUUAAACAUCCCUCCACUGCAGAUCAUUUCACACAUAAUUAUACUGGUUUUGUUUUAGUUAACCUGGUAAAAUGUAGGUGGGAAUCAGGUACUAAUAACAUAUCUAGGGUAGCUGUUAGUUUCAAGCAUCCAGGUUGGAAAUUAGUGCCUUCAAUAUUUUGUAAAUGUCACAGAUCACUUCUCACUCUUGGCCCUCGGGACGCACAUCUGCUGGUUUUCGCUCACCAGCAAAGCCUCGAGAGCCAGUAUUUUAAACUGACUUAAAGCCUUUAGGACUGCUGUAAAUGUAGUAGAUUUCUUUGUUUGAUUUCUUGAAAGAAUAUGUUGGUCUUGCAUGAAUAUGUUAAUAAUAUCUAAAGUACAGCAAACCCCAUGCUUUAAAUUUAGAUGUGCUCUAAGACUGUUUCACCCCUUGUGGGCAAAUACAGACAUGUUUGUUGACAUUUAAUACAAAAAUAUGAGACAGGAAACAGGGGACCUGCUGUACACUGGUCCCUAAAGGACUCAAUAUUACUCAUAUUUUAUUUUAAAUUCAGGGGUUAGAGAAAAACAUGUCAUGAAAAAGGACUCAAAUGCUAUAUAUCCACAAUUACAAACACUGCUACCGUUGUAAGUCACAGUAUGUUUGGUUAAAUGUCACUUCAGUGGCAGUCAGCACUCUGAUAUGAGCUUUCAAAGCAACAUGGACUAAUGCACCAGUCGCAAAACAGCUGAAUUAUUUAAUAUAUAAAGGCUGAAGAGUCUUAAAAUCACCACAAAAUGCCAAACACAUACAUUGGAAACAAACAUCGGUCACAAAAUAAGGUCAGGAAACAGAACCUGCUGUUAGACAUGCAACCUAAUAUAGCCCCCGUUUGUAGCAGUGUUUGUAAUGGUGACUUAGUUACUGUCUAAGUUCAGCAUGGGAAUCAAGUUACUCUUAAGAAAUUAAUGAAAGAGUCGUCGUCUCUCUGAGCUGAGUCUCUCUGCAACAUGUCUACCGUCUGACACUGCUUACAGUUGACUUGUUUGUGAUGGAAUUUUAACAAUAGCUGCACUGUGUUGUUUUUCUAUUAGGUCUAAAUAAAUGUAUAUUUUG